UUAUGGCGGUGCAUCAGGAAACCUCAGCGGAGUGUCCCUUUAAAUUCACUUCAAUCCGUGUGUCUUGUUGCUUCUCCGCUCUAUUUUGAGGAUCAUAAUUCAGAGUAAAAGCAGCAAUAGUAGUAGUGCGCCUUUAACCAGCGUGCGUGCGCACAUGCGUAAAGUGUAGUAGGUGGCCGCGCAUGGCAUCUCCGUGCCUGCUCGCGCUCUGCUCGCGCUCCGCUCUGCCGUCCUCUGCCGCUGGGUCGCUGAUGAUGCCGCGCAGAGAGCGGGGCGCUUGUACGUUUCUGUGUGCGGCCACGACCGCAGUUCCCAAGACUGAAGGCGAAUGAGACGCGAGAGGAGCCUGAAACACGAUGAUGGAUCGCCCGAGCCGUUUCUCAUCGCUCGGACAGCUGUAACGUCGGCGGACACACGCGUGGAUUCGUCAAAGGGUCGACGUUAAGGGCUUCCGUUUGUUCGACACUCAGCUCCAGGGACAGGAUGAUCGAGGAAGGCAGCAAACGAGGCAAGGCCAUGGUGGAGAAGAGACAGCUCUUCAUGGAGAUGAGAGCUCAGAACUUCGACGUGAUCAGACUGUCGACUUACAGGACCGCCUGCAAACUCCGGUUUGUGCAGAAGAGAUGCAACCUUCAUCUGGUGGAUGUCUGGAACAUGAUCGAAGCCUUUCGUGACAACGGGCUCAACACGUUGGACCACAACGCCGAGAUCAAUGUGUCGCGGCUGGAGACCAUCCUGUCUUCCAUCUACUACCAGCUCAACAAGCGGCUGCCCACAACCCACCAGAUCAAUGUGGAGCAGUCCAUCGGGCUGCUGCUCAACUUCAUGGUGGCCACGUACGACAGUGAGAGCCACGGGAAGCUGACAGUUUUCUCAAUGAAAGCCAUGCUGGCGACGAUGUGCGGAGGGAAAAUAGUGGACAAACUACGCUAUAUUUUCUCGCAGAUCUCAGACUCCAGUGGGGUCAUGAUGUUUGCAAAGUUCGACCAGUUUCUGAGGGAGGUGCUGAAGCUCCCCACAGCCGUGUUCGAGGGCCCGUCUUUUGGAUACACGGAGCAUUCGGUGCGGACGUGCUUCCCUCAGCAGAAGAAGAUCAUGUUGAACACGUUUUUGGAUGUGUUGAUGGCAGAUCCUCCUCCUCAAUGCCUCGUAUGGCUACCACUCAUGCACCGACUUGCUAAUGUUGAAAAUGUCUUCCAUCCGGUGGAAUGUUCCUAUUGCCGGAGCGAGAGCAUGAUGGGUUUCCGGUAUCGGUGCCAACAGUGCCAUGGCUACCAGCUCUGUCAGAGCUGCUUCUGGCGUGGCCAUGCAAAUGGUCCCCAUAGCAACCAGCACCAGAUGAAGGAGCACUCGUCUUGGAAGUCUCCGGCCAAAAAGCUGAGCCACGCCAUCAGUAAAUCCCUCGGCUGCGUCCCCAUCGGAGAGCCGCCGCAUCCUGUGUUCCCCGAGCAGGCUGAGAGGCCACAGGAACUCACCCACACUGUUCAGCCGAAACCAGUGGCCAACAACAUGAACGACACAAUGCUCAUGUCCUCCGGGGCACCCACUCCUACCAAAAGUGUCUUGGAGAGUCCCAGCCGGCUAGAUGAAGAGCACCGCCUCAUCGCUCGCUACGCUGCCCGCCUGGCAGCCGAGGCGGGCAACUCCACACAACAGUGUCCUCCGUCAGACCUGGGUUUCAACUUUGAUGCCAAUAAACAACAGAGGCAGCUGAUCGCCGAGCUGGAGAACAAAAACAGGGAGAUCCUGCAGGAGAUCCAGCGGCUGCGUUUGGAGCACGAGCAGGCCUCUCAGCCGACCCCGGAGAAGGCCCAGCAGAACCCCACACUUCUGACCGAACUGCGGCUCCUCAGACACAGGAAGGACGAGCUGGAGAGGCGCAUGUCGGCGCUGCAGGAGAGCAGACGGGAGCUGAUGGUGCAGCUGGAAGGACUCAUGAGGCUGCUGAAGGAUGAGGAGCAGAAGCAGGCUUCCCAGUCUGGAGGCUCCCCUCAUUCUUCCCCCAGUCACGGUGCAGGCUGCUCCAUGCCCAUGCCCAUACGCUCCACCUCGGCUGGGUCCACCCCGACCCACACGCCGCAGGACUGCCUGGCCGGGGUGGGAGGGGACGUGCUUGAGGCUUUUGCUCAGGGUGUACCUAGAAAUCUACGGAAUGAUCUAUUAGUUGCUGCUGACUCAAUAACAAACACAAUGUCAUCGCUGGUGAAAGAGCUCCACUCAGUGGAUGACGGGGCAGACGAAGAGGAGACCAACAUGAGGAACGGCGGGGACAGAGGCACAGUGAGAGUACCGAAGCACUGAGGACCAGACACCAUCCCACCCUGUAAGGACAUACAGUCAUCAACUGGGAAGAAUCAGUCACAACAACAACAACAACAACGACCCCUGGCAUUAGCACGUAGAGUAAUGCAUGCUGUAAUCAAACAGGAUUUCACUAUGUGAAAAAAAAAACAAAAAAACGUUUCUUCACAUCUGCAGGUAGCAAGAUGUGUCUAAUUAGCGAGUGUGUAUGUUGUCCUGUAAACAAAAAAAAAAACUGCUGUAAUUACCCGAUGAUUUCCCUCAUGACUGCUAAGGAAUGGCUUGCUGUGCUUUCUCCCCCGACCGUUCCAUCGCAGCAGAUCAUUCUGUAUAUAAAAUACUGUAAAACACACACGAACGUGGCAAAACGCCCCGACAUGAACGUGACCUCCUGUCACAACAUGCGCCCCGUCAUUGCUUUUGUAUGAUUAGCGCUAGUAUUAUAAUUUCCUCUUUUUUUUUUCUUUUUUUUUUGGUAUCAAUUUUGCAUGAAGUUGCACUCAUGUCUGGAUUUUAGGUACUGUACCAUGCUAUGCCAGCUCUUUGUGGGGUUUAUGACGACGGCUGGGGGUGUCAAAAGUGUCCUGCCUCAUAAUUCACGCUGAGUGUGUUUACGUGCACAUCCAUAUUCUGAAGUUUGUUGAAGCUGACUUGCCGUGUCACCGUGAGGAUGGAGGGUCAGCAGGGGACUACAGGAAGUCAUGAAAGAGAAAUGGAAAUAGCUAAGCACACAAUCCCUCCUAUAAAAACACAAUUUGAUCAAACAGAGAAGAUAUAUUUCGCAACAGUUGCAAGUAGGUUAAUUUUUUUUUUUUUACUGUUGGACGGAGCCAUGCUAGCUGUAGCAUGCCACCCAUUUCCAGCCUUAAUGCUAAGCUAAGCUAACAUUCUCCUGGCUGUCCCAAACCGAUGAGCGUUUUUUGUUUUGUUUUUGUUUUUAGUUCAAUUUCAGGACGCAAAAUGUGUGCAGGGGUGUCUGUUAACGUAGCAUGAAGAAGGAACCAGGAAUAAUCACCGGCAACCAGAAUAUUGUGUGCACGUAAACACACUCAGCGAGUCACACACUAUACUGCUGCUACUGUGCUCUCAGUGAGCCACCCUUGCAAAUAAGAGGGCUGCGCAAUUAAGGGAAACCAAGGGGCUACUUAAAACUGAAAUUGUCUCUUCCCUGUGAGAACUUAGCUGAACACACCUGACUAGCUGGUAGCCUCAGUAUUUAUUGUUUCAAGUGUAGGGAAGCACCUCAGGAUGUAGUACUGAACUAGGCACUGAGUUUUAGUUGUGUGUUACAAAAUGAACACUUAUACAGUAUGUAAGGACGUACGGUCGUAGUAAGCAAGUAGGAAAAUGCUUCGAUAGCUUUAUUUAGUUAAGAUUAAAGAAUAUUGAUCAUGUUUAUGCGCAAUGAAGGUAGGUGCUCAGGGACUGCAGAGCUACUCUUGAUUGUAUGGUAGUCACGUCUUUUCACUGCUGGACAACACUGGCCACAUGUUAAAGGUGCAAUGUGUAAGAAUGGGCCACCUGUCGAGGAUCACUCCAAACAAAUGGGUAAGCGCUUCAGCUUUCUGUGGCUGCUGUUAGGUAUUCAGCUCAGUAAGGGAGGGACUGUAGGCAAUUACACUGUGGGCAGCGGAACCGGGUUCAGCAGCCCUCCCCCCCAGUGAGCACGGCCAGAUCAGGACCCAACAGGGCUUAAGUCAACAUGUGCUAAGGUGAUCUACAGUGGCUCUGACCAGGACUCCGCCAUCCUCAUACUUUACAAGGAGUACUUUGAUUGCCACUGACUCCAAAAAUGACAUAUAUCACCAUUCCCAAAACAAGAUGACCUUUGCAAUGUACUAGCGAAGCACCUACAUUCGUCGUACACUCACAGUUUCAUUGGGUGACCAAGAAAACUACUUGGUUGGGUUGAAGGAAACGUCACGGUUUGGGUUAAAUUAAGUACGUAACUUACGCAACUUCAGUUCCUAUUGUACCUACGUGAUGUGCGAAACUCUACAUGAUGUACGUUACGGAACUUAUCUUUGUUGGUAAUUUAAAGUAACUCACUGUUGACUUUCACAUAACCAUGAUCGCCCUCGAAAGCAGACUCGUCUCUGUUUGCAUAUCUCUGCCAGACUUCCUCCUUUGCGUCCUUUGCUGAGGACGGCCUAGGGACAAGGCAAGCAGUGGACAAGAGAGGUGCGAAGAGCAUAACAAGCAGCGCCUUGAGCCGUGAAUUUAGGAUUUAUUUUUACUAAACCAGUGUUGGUGAUGGUUGUAAAAAUGCAAAGUCACACAAACAGAAAAUUAAGUUUAAGUUACAGUGGGCUCCACUAUCAGACUAUUGGCACAAGACAGAACGAGCUGGUGCUAACUGGUUAGCAUGCUAACCUCAGUAGAUAUUUCUGCAGGCACAAUACAUAGUCUCGUCUUCGGCACAACGUCAAAACUGUUAUUAUCUCACAUUUCAUUAAUGAUAUUAGUUAUACUGGCCACAUCUUAUACAUUGCACCUUCAAUAGUGGUUAAAGAUGGAGGGUUUCAUUCUGAAAUAUACAUCCACUGUUAUUCACAAAUAAGUCAUUUGACUUGCCUGAGUUGAAACUCUAAUUCCAUCGGUCACCUUUUUCUGAUUUUGGAAUGAAACUCCUUCGAUAUACAGAGGAAAACAACAGCAAGUGAUACAACGCUGAGCAAAGAAUGUGGAUCAUCAGAGGGAGAGAAGUUUUUUCUGAAGUGCUAUUUGGUGAAGCAUGUUGUUGGAUAUAGUUUGUCUGUGUGUGAAAUUAGUGUCUUUCACGGGAAAAGCAAAGCUGUCACAGAGGUAGCUCUUUGUCUUGAGUCAGACUGCGAUCAGGUCAAAGUUACCUUUACAUUUUUUGUCUUCUGGUUCUAUGUCUUUCUUUGUCCUUCAGGGUAGCCGUACAUCUCAAAUGAAAAAUGAGCAAUGUUUGCUUUUUAGCGGGAAGAGUUGCAGAACGGUACGUGAUGCUUUCAAAACGAGUUGUGUGGUAAAAUCGGGCUGAACGGGACUGAAAACUUUUUUUUUCUUUUUUUUUUCUCUGACAUUUGUACAGUAAGCCUAGCCUAAAAGCUAAGUAUAAAGUUUCAACAACCUGUGACACUGUGUCGAGAAAAAUAACAAAAAGAGGCUCCUCUGUUAUCAACGUUCUAAAUGUGAUGUUUUCAUUCAGUUCUCUGUUCCGCUCUGUGUUACCAUCAUUGUUUAUUAUUCUGGUUUACAAUAUAAGUGGAGUAUAGUUAAUGUAAUGAGUUUGUCAAAAUGCAGAUUCAUGUGCAUACUCACAAUUGCACCCAAACAUACAAAUUCAUUUUAAGCGCUGGCUUUAGCGGAAAAGGUCCAGAAAUUGCUAAAAGGCAAAGAAAGGAAAAAAAAAAAAAAAAUCGUCUUCCCCUUCAAUCUCGCCAUGCAUUUGACGUCAGAAGUUAGCUUUGUUUUCGUUCUUUCAGUUUGUGCCUGUAGCGGUUCUGUAAAGUGCUGUAUAAUGUAACCAUUCUGCAGAUAAGAUGAUCUAUCAGCCUUUAAUGUCUGUGACUUUGUAGAGUUUUUUUUUUUUUAUUUAUUUAUUAUAAAUGUGAAACUGAUGCUCAGCCUUUACAUUUGUGCCAAACUGUUUGCAGACAUUGUGUGUCACACAAAAUUACAGGUAUAUAUCAAAGUAUAUCUGCAUUAGUAUGUUGUUGUUGCCCAUAGUUUAUUCACAGAAUGCCUGGAGAUGUUUCACAGUCAAUGUUUUUUUUGUUUGUUUUUUUCUGCUGCUGGAAAAAAAAACUUGCAUUAAGUAUAUUAUAAAGACACAUUCCAAAUCUUACUGAUAGACAGUCACUGAUGUCAUUUUAGCCAACAUGGAGGCAAUACUGUAUACCCUGUCGGAACAAACUCGGGGUAAACACAAAUAAAACGCAGCCGGUCACACGGAGGUGCGUACAUACAUUGUGACCCUUUUAUUGUUUGCAGAGAGACAGAGAGGACGACCUCGACGACGACGCUCCCCUGAUGUUAUUUAUCUAUGUAUGUGUUCUGUACGGUUACGCUUCUGGUACACAUUUGUUUCUCAUGUUGAUUUUACAGAAACAUAGUUUUAUGUCACAAAGCCACUGUCUUUUGUAAAUAAAUCAAAUGUGAGAUAUAUUAAAAAGAUUUAAAAUAUGG
Messenger RNA from Acanthopagrus latus (yellowfin seabream), 6456 nucleotides. It is a transcript of the gene dtnbb, whose product is annotated as dystrobrevin, beta b. The record is from RefSeq and is a predicted model, not a curated record. The transcript is spliced from 20 exons. Gene Ontology annotation, molecular function: zinc ion binding. Gene Ontology annotation, cellular component: synapse; plasma membrane. Lineage: Eukaryota; Metazoa; Chordata; Actinopteri; Spariformes; Sparidae. Gene Ontology annotation, biological process: synaptic signaling. The coding region runs from base 484 to 2301 and encodes 605 amino acids.